Anguilla anguilla (European eel) is the source of this 3136-nucleotide messenger RNA. It is a transcript of the gene ddx20, whose product is annotated as DEAD (Asp-Glu-Ala-Asp) box polypeptide 20. The transcript is spliced from 11 exons. Gene Ontology annotation, cellular component: SMN complex. The coding region runs from base 9 to 2612 and encodes 867 amino acids. NCBI's taxonomy places the organism in Eukaryota, Metazoa, Chordata, Actinopteri, Anguilliformes, Anguillidae. Gene Ontology annotation, biological process: spliceosomal snRNP assembly. Gene Ontology annotation, molecular function: RNA helicase activity; RNA binding; ATP binding. The record is from RefSeq and is a predicted model, not a curated record.
CCUCCAAAAUGGCGGUAUCCAUGAAGAAGGCAGCGCACGAUAUUCAAACACGGAGAAGAACUGAUGAUGUUUUACUGUCUGAAGGGAUUGAUUUUGCUUCUUUGCUUCUUUCACAGUCAGUGCAAAAUGGACUCAUUGCUUCUGGCUUCCAGAAACCUUCUCCAAUUCAGCUGAAAGCCAUCCCGCUGGGAAGAUGUGGCCUCGAUCUUAUUAUCCAAGCCAAGUCUGGCACGGGGAAGACCUGCGUUUUUGCCACUAUCGCUCUGGACUCGUUGAUCAUAGAGAAUAUGACAACACAGGUUCUGGUCCUGGCACCCACCAGAGAGAUAGCGGUCCAGAUCCACUCUGUCGUCAUGGCAAUUGGCAGUGCGAUGGAAGGCUUGGAGUGUCACGUGUUCAUCGGGGGUACCCCUGUGAGCCAGGACAAAAUGCGCCUGAAGAAGUGUCAUGUUGCUGUUGGAUCUCCAGGACGCAUCAAGCAGCUGAUUGAGCUGGGCUUCCUGUCGACAGCCGGCAUCCGCCUGUUUGUGUUGGACGAGGCUGACAAGCUCCUGGAGGAGGGCAGCUUCCAGGACCAAAUCAACUGGAUCUACUCCUCCUUGCCCGUGAACAAGCAGAUGCUCGCCCUCUCUGCCACCUACCCCGAGUCCAUGGCCCAGCACCUGACGCGCUACAUGAGGGACCCCACUUUCGUCAGGCUGAACCCCACUGAUCCUGGCCUGAUAGGCCUGAAGCAGUACUACAGAGUGGUCAAGUCCCACCCGCUGCCCCACAAGAUCUUUGAGGAGAAGGUCCAGCAGCUUUUUGAGCUCUUCAGCAAGGUUCCCUUCAACCAGGCGCUGGUCUUCUCUAAUCUGCACAGCCGGGCCCAGCACCUGGCCGGAGUCCUCACCGCCCGGGGCCUGCCUGCUGCCUGCAUAUCCGGUGGUUUGAGUCAGGACCAGCGCCUGGAAGCCAUGUCCAAACUGAAGCAGUACCAGUGCAGGGUGCUCAUCUCUACUGACCUGACCUCCAGAGGAAUCGACGCAGACAAGGUCAAUCUGGUCAUCAACCUGGACGUCCCAGUGGACUGGGAGACCUACAUGCACCGCAUCGGCCGCGCCGGCCGCUUCGGCACUCACGGGAUAGCAGUAACCUACUGUUGCCAUGGGGAGGAGGAGAACAAAAUGAUGGCCAUAGCUCAGAAGUGCAGCCUGAGCCUGUACCCUUUGCCAGAUCCCGUCCCUCCGGAGCUGAUGGAGGAGUCGUCCGACUGGGGCGUCACCAUGGAGAACCUCAAGGCUGAACCUGCUUUCGAGGUCUCCCCGAGGCCGGACAAGAAGAGGAGGCCGAAAACCGCUUCUGAGCCGAAGGCGUCCUGGGCCGAAAACGCGGGAACGCCAGAGAACGUUCCAGAAAGGUCGGCGUCCAAGAGGCCCAUGAACAGCUCCCACGUGGGGCCGGGGGCAAACGAGGGGACGGAGAGCAAGCCCAAAAAAGCCGCCCCCGUGCUAAAGGCCACGCCUGUCCCCGAAGCCCCUCGGGACCAGACUCGGAGGGAGCUUCAGGAGGCCCUGCCGAAAAUCCCUCCCCUGCCCUCCUUUAAGCCCAGAGCUUCCGUGGUCGCGUCCUUCGAGGACCUGGUGACGGAUUACGAGAGGUUCAUGACCGAGGGCCCGGGGCGGUCGGUGGAGAUAAUCCGUCAGUUCACUGGCCCUAGGGGAGAUGACCAGCUGUGCGUGCUGGAGAGCAGGGAAAUCGUCCAAUCGCAGGACGGCUGUCCCGCAGGGAGGCAUUCCAGCCCCGCCCCGUCUAGGUCACGGUCCCAAAUCAUCGCCCCGUCUAGGUCACGGUCCCAAAUCAUCGCUCCGUCUAGGUCACGGUCCCAAAACCCCGCCCCCUCUAGGUCACGGUCCCAAAGCCCCUCCCCCUCCAGGUCACGGUCCCAAAGCCCCGCCCCCUCUAGGUCACGGUCCCAAAGCCCCUCCCCCUCUAGGUCACGGUCCCAAAGCCCCUCCCCCUCCAGGUCACGGUCCCAAAGUUCCGCCCUGUCAGAAGCAUAUGCCAGCUCAGACACGGCUGCAGGCAGUGGUGGGGUGGGAGACCCGAAGGUGCCUGGCCGUGCAGAUAAGACCCGACGCAUCGAGCACAGAGAGAGGAGCCCGAGCCAGACCAGCAGCUCCUCGGUACCCGGCCCGACCGAGCAGCCCUCAGCGGGACAGGCCACCAGAUGCGCUCAGAUCCUCCCCAAACCUACCCCUCAGCCCCCGCCCCAGCCUCACGCUCGCCCCAAACACCGACCGUCUCCUCAGGCUCAGAAGGCCUCGCAGGCCGUGAAGAGGCCGAGAGGCAGCAGCGCCGCCCCUGUGGAGCCGCGGAGCGGGGCAGCCGAGCGCAGAGCGCAGCGCGAGUCCGGCGGGGGCGGGGCCGGGGCUGGGGGUGCGGCCGGGGCCGAGGGCGGGCCCGAGGCCGAGCGGGGCCACAGGGAGUACUGGCAGGCCUGCCGCCGAGCCUGGGACCUUUACCUGGCCGCCAUGCCCCAGGCCUGCCACCAGGGGCACCACAGCGCCCACAGCUGGAUGGCCGCUUACCGCAUGAACGCCGUUUACAUGGAGGAGCUGCUCCGGCGCUGACCGCGGGUCCGCCCCAGGGGCGUGCCGUCCGAGGGCUGGGGUACGCGGAGCUGCGAGGCAGGGGCUCACCUGCCACUCCUCCCCUCUCCCGGGGCCUUCCGGAAGAUUGGCUGUUUGUGAUGAGCCGUUACAGACAGGAAGAUGAGAAACGGGACUGAGAGUCGCUGGCCGUCUCAUCUGUCAGCUUAACUGGUGCUUCAGCGAGUCUUACCCGCUGGGAGACUGCUUAGGCUCUGCUUUUGAAAAAUUCCCCGUGUUUAAUUUCAUUGAUAUCUGUCAAGCUGAAUAACUGAUUAAAAGUUUUGGUGAAAAAGUUCAGCGGAGAAGAUAAACUUGGACUUUUAAAGUAACGCUGCAGCAGCACCUCCAAAUGUCGUUAAAAGUGAUUGGACGCCCUUGAAUACAUGUGUCGUAGCAGUGAUGGAGGAGUGUGGCGUAGAAUGAGUUGACAUUGGUGGUGGCGCACUCUGAUUAACUGUAAUCUCCUAGAGGACUUAAGUUAAUAAAAUCUGAUGAUAACAGUC